Hydatigera taeniaeformis is the source of this 459-nucleotide messenger RNA. Lineage: Eukaryota; Metazoa; Platyhelminthes; Cestoda; Cyclophyllidea; Taeniidae. The record is from the annotation of a GenBank genome assembly.
AUGGAGGUUCUCAAACUCCUUCGGGUCAGUCCCCUGCCCAAACUUACCGAUUAUGAGGUAUGCAUUGCAGUGAGUCUUGUGGACACCACAGCACUGGAGACCUCUUGGUCCAGCAUUGGGGGCCUGGAUGAGGUAGUGACCGACUUACUUGACUCCGUCAUCCUACCCUUCCGUGCCUCGACUUACCUUUUGCCACGUUCACGUCUUUUUCGUGCACCUAAGGGGGUCCUCUUCUACGGUCCCCCUGGGUGUGGAAAAACUCUCCUCGCCAGGGCUACAGCUCGGGCUGCCAACGCUAGAUUCUUCAACCUUCAGAUUAGUAAUCUUGUCAAUAUGUGGUAUGGAGAGUCGCAAAAACUUGCUGAGGCAGUAUUCUCGUUGGCACACAAACUCCAACCCUCCAUCAUCUUCAUCGACGAGAUUGGUAAGCACUCUGGCCCCUACAUGAAGGCGCUGUGA